Python bivittatus (Burmese python) is the source of this 1023-nucleotide messenger RNA. RefSeq names its product fructose-1,6-bisphosphatase isozyme 2. The record is from RefSeq and is a predicted model, not a curated record. Gene Ontology annotation, cellular component: cytoplasm; cytosol. Gene Ontology annotation, biological process: sucrose biosynthetic process; gluconeogenesis; fructose 1,6-bisphosphate metabolic process. Gene Ontology annotation, molecular function: fructose 1,6-bisphosphate 1-phosphatase activity. NCBI's taxonomy places the organism in Eukaryota, Metazoa, Chordata, Lepidosauria, Squamata, Pythonidae.
AUGUCGGAUCAAAGCCCCUUUGAAACAGACAUGCUAACCCUGAACCGAUUUGUCAUGGAGAAAGGACGACGGAUGAAAGGGGCAACAGGAGAACUGACCCAGCUUUUGAACUCGAUGCUCACUGCCAUCAAGGCCAUCUCAUCGGCAGUCCGAAAGGCAGGUCUUGCUCAUAUGUUUGGAAUAGCAGGAAGCAUGAACGUGACUGGGGAUGAGCAGAAAAAACUGGAUGUGUUGUCCAAUUCUCUGGUUAUCAACAUGCUACAGUCCUCCUACAGCACUUGCGUCCUGGUCUCUGAAGAGAAUAAAGAAGCAAUUAUCACUCCAAAAGAAAAGAGGGGUAAAUAUGUGGUGUGCUUUGAUCCACUAGAUGGCUCUUCUAAUAUAGACUGUUUAGCCUCAAUAGGAACAAUAUUUGCAAUUUACAAGAAGACAUCUGAAGAUGAGCCUUCUGAAAAGGAUGCCUUACAAGCUGGACGCAACAUUGUCGCAGCAGGUUAUGCUCUGUAUGGCAGUGCAACGCUAGUCGCUCUUUCAACCGGGCAAGGAGUGGACUUGUUUAUGUUGGAUCCGGCUCUUGGUGAGUUCAUUUUGGUGGAAAAAGAUGUGAAAAUCAAGAAGAAAGGAAAAAUCUAUAGUCUUAAUGAAGGUUACGCAAAGUACUUUGAUCCAGCUGUGACUGAGUAUUUACAAAAGAAGAAAUUUCCUGAGGAAGGCACAGCUCCCUAUGGAGCCAGAUACGUGGGGUCCAUGGUGGCUGAUGUUCACCGUACCCUGGUGUAUGGUGGGAUAUUUUUAUAUCCAGCUAACCAGAAGAGCCCCAAAGGAAAGCUGCGGCUCUUGUAUGAGUGCAACCCCAUAGCUUUCAUCAUUGAACAGGCUGGAGGAAUAGCUACUACAGGCACAGAGGCGGUGCUGGAUGUAAAGCCAGAGUCUAUUCAUCAGAGAGCCCCUUUCGUUGUCGGUUCUCCAGAGGAUGUUCAAGAAUACCUUGCUUUUGUACAGAAACAUCAGAAAAGCAGCUAG